Amphimedon queenslandica is the source of this 977-nucleotide messenger RNA. RefSeq lists its product as uncharacterized. The record is from RefSeq and is a predicted model, not a curated record. Bases 1 to 861 code for a protein of 286 amino acids. The transcript has 6 exons. Lineage: Eukaryota; Metazoa; Porifera; Demospongiae; Haplosclerida; Niphatidae.
AUGAUAUCAGUUGCUCUGUUUCAAUUCAGUCUCUUUGUUGCUUACUUUAUAGUGACUUGUAGAGGUUUAUCAUGUAGUGGAGGGACUAUUCCAGUAUCACAAGCAGACUCAGAUACCUGCUACAGUACAUAUGCUCAAUCGAGUGCUGUCAGUUUUUUUAAUGGAAGUGUUCAAGAUGGCAAUUGUGAGCUGUUUUCUGAUCUCAAUUUCUCUAAUGUGACACAUAACUGGUCUUCACAUUAUACUAACUGUGCUAAAGAUGGAAACUUGUUUAUUACUUUAUUGUUGCCAGAUAGUUUUGGCUUGCCUCCUAAAUUAUCAUCCACUCGUUGUAUUCAAUAUAAUACAACAUUAUGUUCCUGUCAAAUGAACUGUCUGUUGCAUUUUUAUCAAACACUUAAUAGUCACAAUCAUUAUAUAUACCUUGAAGGAAUAGACUGUAAUGAAACAUUAUACAAUACUACUAUAGAAGGAAUACAAUAUGACAAGGAAUCAAGUUACUGGUCUAACUUUACUGCUAAAGAAGAUUUUAACCCUUGUACAAUAGAUCCAGUGGUCAGUAGCAGUUCACCAGUGAUCAGUAGUACUUCUGUUACUAGUUUUAAUAUUAGGCCUACAGUUUCUAUCUCUUCAGAUCUAUACAUCUCCUUAACUCACUUUAUGUCACCCACUCCAUCAAAUAAAUCUAGUAGUAGAUCUAGUUUAUUGAUUGGUGGAACUCUCAUCAGCAGCAACUUUCUUAUUCCUUCGGCUCCCCUUUCUUCUCUUAGGCCUACCUCUUUUUCUCAUAUAUCAUCAGAUAUUUUAUGUUCUACAGUGAGUAAUUGCUGCAGGUUAGUAAUAAGUAUAGAUUUUGCAUAAUAAAAGUAAUCAAUACUUAUUGUUUUUAAGCCCAACAUACACUACAGCCAGCAUAUUGCCUGCCUUUGACCUUUCUUGUUGAAAGGAAUAGAAACAUUUUCUAUUCAAGACAAGAU